Messenger RNA from Ananas comosus (pineapple), 1825 nucleotides. Its product is annotated as probable WRKY transcription factor 41. Bases 474 to 1577 code for a protein of 367 amino acids. Gene Ontology annotation, biological process: regulation of DNA-templated transcription. The record is from RefSeq and is a predicted model, not a curated record. Gene Ontology annotation, cellular component: nucleus. NCBI's taxonomy places the organism in Eukaryota, Viridiplantae, Streptophyta, Magnoliopsida, Poales, Bromeliaceae. Gene Ontology annotation, molecular function: DNA-binding transcription factor activity; transcription cis-regulatory region binding. The transcript has 3 exons.
UAUUAAAAACACCCCAACUUCCUCUGAUCUCAUCAAAUUUGUAGAAGAAACAAAAACAGAGGAGUUAGAAGAAGAAGAAGAAGAAGACGGCGACUGCGGCAACGGCGCGGCGUAGGAACUUAGCCGAAAUUUGCUGGGUUUUCUAGUUAGAAAGAGGAGAAAAAGAUAAGAUUUUGCUGUAAAAAGGAAGGAUUUUGGAGCUCGAGUGAUGGUGGAAUCACACGCGAAUGGGGGUUGUUUAUUGAUGUUAUGUGCCCACUUCCAAAUUUAGCUCCUUUUUUCGAUUUUCCUCAUCCCCAUUAGCAUUAGCAUUAGCGUUCUCUUCCUCUUCCUUAUAUCUAAUCCCCCCCCACCCCCUGUUUCCAUUAUAUCUCCCCUGUUUCUGUUCCUCUCCAAUAUAUAUAGAGAGAGAGAGAGAGUUUUGUGGCUUCUCCAUUUUCCUUUCUCUCCUGUGGCUGCGAUUAAACCAAACCAUGAAGAACGAAUCGGUCUGCGACGUGAAAACGCUCCUGAAUGUGCUGUCGCAAGGCGAGGAGCAGACGCUGCGGCUCGAGGCCUGCGUCGGCGAUCCCGACUCCGCCGAGAUGUGCAGACACCUCGCCCGGCAGACCCACUCCCUGUUCCAGCAGGCUGCCGCAAUGGCCAGGCUCAUCGCCGACUCCCGGCAGCAGCCCAGCAGCAACAACAACAACAACAAUACGAACACGGCUGCUGUGGCAUCGGACUCGCCGCCGCGAUCGGGCAGCGGGAGCCCGACCAGCGAGAGCUCCGAGCGCGCGUCUAAGGAGCAGGAGCGCCGCGAGAUGUCGAAGAAGAGGAAGACGCUGCCGCGAUGGACGAACCAAGUGCGGGUGACCUCCGGCGGGAGCAGCGAUGGCGGCGGCGUGAUCGAGGGGACGCCGGACGACGGCUAUAGCUGGAGGAAGUACGGGCAGAAGGACAUCCUGGGAGCCAAGUUUCCCAGAGGUUACUAUCGUUGCACUCACCGCAACUCUUACGGAUGCCUAGCAACAAAGCAAGUGCAGAGAUCCGACGAGGACCCCUCGGUUUUCGACAUCACAUACCGAGGGGGGCACACAUGCCUCCAGAGGCGGCGCCCGACCGCUACAGCAGCGUCGGCGGCACAGGAGCCAGGCAUGCUGCAAAUGCAGGAUAACAGGCAGCUCGAUCCUAACCGACCGCAAGAACCGCAUUGCGAUCAAAACGAGCUACUACUGAGCUUCAGACAGGGCCUCAAGGUUAAGACCGAGGGCCUUAUACCGGACGGCGAACACGGCCUAACUUCCUCUUCCUUCUCCUUCCCUUCCACGCCGGUCAGCAACUUCGCGAGUACCUUUUCUCCGACUUUCAUAUCUCCGACCACCUCGGAGUCGAACUACUUCUCGAUGUCGCCGUGCCAGAUGAGUAACUUCGGAAGGGGGCCAACCUUUCUUGGCUCCGAGUCCGAGCUCACCGAUCUCAUCUCCGGUGCGACUUCCGUGGCCAAUUCCCCAAUGGUGGACAUAGAUUUCGUGCUCGAGCCGGCCAAUUUCGAGCCGAGUUUCCCUUCUUUUGAUUCUUCCAAUUUUUUCAGGUAGAAGUGAGGAGGAACAAAACACACACACACACACACACACACACACACACACACACACACACACAAUCAAGCCACUGGAAUCAAAGUUUGAAUCCCUGUAAGGUUGGGGGAUUAGUAUUGCAUGUAGCUAGCAAGUAGAAGAUCACUCAAUCAUGUAGUGCAUGUAGAGGUUAGAGUAAGUUUUUUGAGUUGUAGUCCUUAUUGUUAUUUAAGAGAUAAAUAAGAUCUUUUAAUCAAUUUAUUGGUCAA